Coturnix japonica (Japanese quail) is the source of this 838-nucleotide messenger RNA. Its product is annotated as feather keratin 2-like. The record is from RefSeq and is a predicted model, not a curated record. Gene Ontology annotation, molecular function: structural constituent of cytoskeleton. Gene Ontology annotation, cellular component: intermediate filament. Lineage: Eukaryota; Metazoa; Chordata; Aves; Galliformes; Phasianidae.
CAAGGUCCACCUCCAUCCCACAGCCAUGUCCUGCUACGAUCUGUGCCGUCCCUGUGGCCCGACCCCCCUGGCCAACAGCUGCAACGAGCCCUGUGUGCGCCAGUGCCAGGACUCCCGCGUGGUGAUCCAGCCCUCUCCCGUGGUGGUGACCCUGCCAGGACCCAUCCUCAGCUCCUUCCCCCAGAACACCGCUGUGGGAUCCUGCACCUCUGCUGCUGUUGGCAGCAUCCUGAGUGAGGAGGGAGUGCCCAUCUCCUCUGGUGGCUUUGGCCUCUCUGGCCUGGGCAGCCGCUUCUCUAGCAGGAGAUGCCUGCCCUGCUAAGGAUGAGGUGGAAUCCCUUGAGCCCAUUGCCCAGGAUGCCCAAAGCCUGAUGCUAGACUGAGGAUGGAGCUGCUGGCCAAUGUUUCCAGAUGGGCUGAGCACCCUCCUGCCCUCCUGCAAAGCAGAGAGGGAUGCCAGGUUGCCAGCUUCUGCUGUCUGGAAACACAGCCAGCAGACGUCAUCUUCUCCUGCUUUCUUCUCAUCAUCACAAGUCCUUGUUGUCUCCUGCUGUUCUGUGCCUUGGGUUCAUCCUGAAGCAAGUUGAGAUGGCCCUGCUUCUUCCUCUCACCAUGUGAGGGAGGAAGACAUGCAUCCCAUUGUGGCAAAGUUUGCCAGCUGAUUGCCAAUCUGUUUUUCAGCUGCCUUUGUAGCAGCUUUAAACUAUGCACUGCUUUGAUUCCUUCUUUAGACUCAAUAAAGUUUAUGCUGCAUUGUAAUCUCAGUCUCCUUGUGUUCCUUUCCUGUUGAUAUUCAUGGCAAAGCCAUUCAGGGAAAAAUAUUUUGACUUGAAGUCAA